Messenger RNA from Ectocarpus sp. CCAP 1310/34, 550 nucleotides. Lineage: Eukaryota; Phaeophyceae; Ectocarpales; Ectocarpaceae. The record is from the annotation of a GenBank genome assembly.
AUGAUCAACGCAGGAGGCGGACUCAGGAGGAGGCUGCGUGACGUGCAGUGCUGGGGAAUGACGGUCUUAGUCCUGGAAGGUGUCUAGGAAGGUGGGUAGUAAUGUUGUUGUCUUCAGCGUGUGAGGGUCACAUCAGAGAGUAAGGCUCCUCACACCACUCAUAAUUAAACAUCAGAAUGCUUUCACAGUAUCGUUACAUAUCGUUGGCGGUAAUAUCGUUCGGAACAUCUCACCGAACGGUGUGUGAUUUUCAGGUCAACACAAAACCAUAUUGCGCCCUGGAGAACGGGUUCGUCUCCCUUUUGACGCACCGCCGCGUAUAAUUUUUGUUCCGAUAAAUGGACUCAACUCCUUCCGGGCUUGUUUGACUCACGCCUUAUCUACUAUCUACACCCGAAUUUCUAUGGGUCGCUUCGAACAGCAAAGAAGGCAACGCGUCAGCACCCAAGACACCCGCCAGUAGCACAAGGCACCCGGGAUAAUACUUCCGCCUCCAAUGUGUGUGUAUUCAUAUGGCGCAGAGAGCGAUAUCCAAGAGACCUAUGCAGGU